This is a messenger RNA of Hibiscus syriacus, 435 nucleotides long. RefSeq names its product DEAD-box ATP-dependent RNA helicase 10-like. The record is from RefSeq and is a predicted model, not a curated record. The coding region runs from base 145 to 435 and encodes 96 amino acids. The transcript has 3 exons. NCBI's taxonomy places the organism in Eukaryota, Viridiplantae, Streptophyta, Magnoliopsida, Malvales, Malvaceae.
UAAUUAUUAAUUACUCACUUUGCUGACAUAUUGUGUUUACAGUCAAAUAGGCUAGGAGCUUUGAAUAAGUUCAAGUCUGGGUAAUGUAAAGUUCUUGUCUGCACUGAUGUGGCUAGUAGAGGACUUGACAUUCCGUCUGUGGAUAUGGUUAUUAAUUAUGGUAUCCCUAUGAACUCUAAGGAUUACAUCCAUCGAGUGGGGAGAACAGCUCGUGCUGGAAGAUCUGGUGUUGCUAUCUCACUAGUGAAUCAUUAUGAGCUGGAGUGGUAUCUGCGGAUAGAAAAGCUUAUUGGCAAAAAGUCACCAGAGUACCCUGCUCAAGAAGAGGUUGCCUUGCAAAUGUUAGAAAGUGUGACUGAAGCCAAAAGACUGUCACAGAUGGUAAUCCACGUUCCUUUUAGCUUUGUCUAUAUGUUAUUUGAAUAUAUCUGCUGA